AUGUUUUUCUGUCCAAUUUGUGAAAAUUCAUUAAAACUUAAAUCAAAUUCAUUAAAGUGUUGUGUUUGUGAACAUGAAAGUAAAAUUAAUCAAACAUUAAGUUUUAAAGAAUCAUUUAAUGUUAAAAUAAACGAUGGUAUUUUGAAAGAUGAAAGUGAAUAUGGUAACAAAUGUGAUGUUGAAUGUCCUAAAUGUAAUUACAACAGGGCUUUAUUUAAAGAAAUUCAGACAAGAUCAGCUGAUGAACCAAUGACUAUAUUCUAUAGAUGUCUUAAGUGCUCAUAUAACUGGAAAGUUUAA
Messenger RNA from Hepatospora eriocheir, 300 nucleotides. NCBI's taxonomy places the organism in Eukaryota, Fungi, Microsporidia, Hepatosporidae. The record is from the annotation of a GenBank genome assembly.